AUGAGCGCAGCCCGCAUCGGCAGAGUACUCGUCAGGCAGGCGAGAAACAGCCUUUUGGCCACCGAAGCAGAGGCGUUCGUGGGCGCGAGCGUCCCCAGCUGGGCUUACUAUGCAGCGGGGGGUGCUGCAGUUGUAGGCUCUGGAGCAUAUUUCUUCAGCUCCAGUGCCGUUCCAGAGGCACAAGCUGAGUCUGCAGGUAGUGUCUCCGAUGGAACGGACCCGAAUGAUGUGCCAGGAGGCAGCGCCCCUGAGGAGCCAGUGCAGCUGCCUCAGUUCACAGCCGUCGACCAGAGUGGCUCAGACUUCUCGCUUGCUCAGUUACAGGGGGACUUCACUCUGCUCGUGUUUGGAGUGACCCGCGAUUUUGAGGACGCUAAGAGCCGCCUGCAGAACAUGAGCGAGAUUGUCCGGCAGACAGACCGCAAGAGCAACAUGCAGUACAUGCGCGCGCUGUUUGUGAGCGAGGAGGCGGGCGAGGAGGCUCAGGGGAAGAUGGGCGACCUCAUGAGCAAGCACACCAAGAAGAGCGAGCGCCGCAGCCACGGCCCGCGCAUGGUCGGCCUGGCCGGCUCAGAAAUCUCCAAGAUACGGGAGAUGGUGAAUGUGUUCAAUGACAAGGUGACCGAGGAGGGCAAGACCGAAGUGGUGGAGGCUGGAGACCCGGAUGGCACCCUCUUCCUCGUCAACCCAGACGGUCAGCUUGUGGCAGGCUUCAAGUAUGCUGCACAUGGCGCUGAAACCAAGGAGGUUGCUGAUGCCAUUGCCACAGAGAUCAGGCAGUGGACGCACAGUCAUCCCACUUGGCACGCGCCCAAGGCCAUAAAGAUGCGCAGUGCGUGA
This is a messenger RNA of Coccomyxa subellipsoidea C-169, 840 nucleotides long. RefSeq lists its product as hypothetical. The transcript is spliced from 8 exons. NCBI's taxonomy places the organism in Eukaryota, Viridiplantae, Chlorophyta, Trebouxiophyceae, Coccomyxaceae. The record is from RefSeq and is a predicted model, not a curated record. The coding region runs from base 1 to 840 and encodes 279 amino acids.